AUGGACGCGGCCGAGGUUCGACAGCGAAAGCCGACCGUCAAGGAAGCCAGCGAUCUCCACAAGCUUUCGAGUAAACCCCCCACGGAGCCCCGUCUCAAACAUGGAAUUCCCAUGCAGGUUCUUCGCUCUCUCCUGCUGGGGACCUGGUUCAAUUGCUGCUGUGUGGUCCUCUUCGUGACGCAGCUGGUUGGCUCUCCGUUGUACUUGAUACACAAGGAUUGGUACUAUUCGUAUAUGGCACACACGAAGCAAUGUUUUGGUCUGGUGAUCACCGCGGUCACCCACUGGGGUUGCCCAACGCUUUUCCGGGUCAGUGGCGAUGCCAGUGUACGUGGUCAGCUUCAUCUAUCAGAGGAUGGAAUGCUGCGAACGCAGUUUCCGGAGCGUCUGGUCCUGGUUGCGAACCACCAGGUCUACACAGAUUGGAUCUAUCUGUGGUGGAUUGCAUACACCAACGAGAUGCACGGACGCAUCUUCAUCAUCUUGAAGGAAUCACUCAAGUAUAUCCCUGUUGUGGGUCAAGGGAUGAUGUUUUAUGGCUUCAUUUUCAUGGCCCGCAAGUGGAUUUCGGAUAAGCCAAGGCUGCAGCAUCGCUUGGAGAAGCUCAAGACGUGUCAUACCGGUUCCAAGUCGGGCAAGCCGCAGUAUGAUCCUAUGUGGCUUCUCAUCUUCCCCGAGGGGACGAACCUGUCCAUUAACACCAAGCGACGGAGUGAUGAAUAUGGACAAAAGCAGGGACUGCCUUCGUUUAACCACCAAAUCCUUCCACGGUCCACCGGUCUGUUUUUCUGUCUGCAGCAGUUGCGGGGCACCGUCGACUGGGUGUAUGAUAGCACCAUUGCCUACGAAGGUCCACCAAAAGGCAGCUAUCCCGACAAAUACUUCACACUUCGUUCCACAUACGGUCAGGGACGACCACCGACUUCCGUCAACAUGUAUUGGAGACGCUUCGCUGUUUCAGAAAUCCCCCUCGAUGACCAAAAAGAGUUUGAUGCUUGGUUGAGGGCCCGAUGGGCUGAGAAGGAUCUGCUCUUAGGUCAAUAUUUCGAGACAGGUCGAUUCCCGUCCGACCUGGCCGGUUCGAUUGAAGCAAACAGCACCACAAAUGAACAGCAGGUGGCUGUUUCUGCUGGAUACAUUGAGUCCUACGUUCAACUGCAUCACUGGAUUGAACUCGGUCAGAUCUUUGUGGUGCUGGCUGGUCUCGGAUUCUUGUGCAGAAUGCUGGGAAACUGA
Penicillium alfredii is the source of this 1236-nucleotide messenger RNA. Its product is annotated as lysophospholipid acyltransferase family protein. The record is from RefSeq and is a predicted model, not a curated record. Lineage: Eukaryota; Fungi; Ascomycota; Eurotiomycetes; Eurotiales; Aspergillaceae. Gene Ontology annotation, cellular component: endomembrane system. The transcript has 2 exons. Gene Ontology annotation, molecular function: acyltransferase activity. The coding region runs from base 1 to 1236 and encodes 411 amino acids.